UUUGGGGAGUUGAACCUCAGUAAACAAUAUUUCGAAGGUGAUAUCACAUUAACCGAAGAACAGAGUGACCUUCUCCAGAAACGUUGGAAAGACUACCCAACACAAAGUGAGAACACAACGAGAGGUUUAAGUUUCCGAAAGCUUUGGUUGAACAAUACGGUUCCGUAUACUCUGACAAGAGGGUUGCGUAAGUAACUUAAAGUAUUUCUUUUUCAAAGAUCCUAAAUUUAUUGAUGGGAAACUUUCCGCCUCGGUAAGCCGCGACUUUUCAUAGAAAGAAUUCAAAGGAGAACGGAGACAGGCUAACUCUACUGAAAGCACUUCGAUAAACAGAAAAGAGCAACUCAAAAAGAAGUGAUUAUUAACCGCUUCAUGAGACCGAUUUGCGUGCACUGAUGAUGGGCUGAUGAUGCUGAAAAGUUAGACUUCUCAAGUUAAGUUCAGUACGCACACUAGCAGCAUGAAAGAACAUAUAUUUUUUUUCUUAGUGUCGUUAAGCUGUCAAAUGUCUUCACCUUCACACAAUGCUGACAUAAUGACAUAUACUGCUGAUCUUCCUUUUGCUUAAAGGGCGUUAUUUCACUAGUGUAAACCAGUCUUAACGCACAAUAAUGAUGGACAAUGCUGUGCUGUCUACUGAGAUAAUUAAAAAAUUGGUCUGUGUUGCUGCUGAAUUAAUAUCAAUUUGCACUUGGGAGAGAGGAAAAAUGUCGAAAAUUAUACCAAAAAGCGGGACAUGAAGGAAGGUCUGCUGAAUGAAAGAAAUUGUUUCUUACCUUAGAAAAAAAAAGUAUCUUAGCUCAGCGAGACAUUUUGGUAAUUGCAGGGAUGGCGAGUCUAAUAAACAUUCGUUCAGCAAUGCAGGAGUGGCAAAAUAGCAUUUGUAUCACUUUCAAAGAAAGAAGCUUAGAAGAAGAUUACAUUGAGUUCGCCUAUGAAGGAGGGUAUGGUAUAGACAAGCUAAAUCUAUCGCGAGAGCCGAGGGUCUUAUGCACACCCUUAAGUAUAAUAUAGUCUAACAGGCUCAUUUUCGAUUCGCACAGCUCGCUUUGAUUAUAAUAUAUUAGUGUUAUGAUCGCCAAAGAAUGCGUUGAGUGACUAAUUUGGAGACAUUUUGCAAACUCGUUAAACAAAAACGACAUUUCAACUUUCAUGCAUAGUUUUUUAAACGCGUGUCGUACAGUAAGUUGUAAAAAGCCUUGGAGAUAGUGACUAUCUUGUCAAUAGCCUCUCUGCGUUCGUAAGCCCCCUAUAUCAAUCAAUUCAAUCAUGCCACUGAAGCUUGUUCGAUUCCCAGCCAGGUUCUCUUGUUAUUGAUUCUUUUCCCCCUCGAGUAUUCAACUGUCGUCAAAGGCCUUGACUGUCUUGAAUUUUAUUGAGAUAACCCUUUUUUAUUAAAAUGCAAAGCCAAUGUUUGAAAGUUUUGGCUUACCUUUUGUAAUUAUUUGCUCUCUUUUUUUUGCUUUUUGUUUGGUGUUUUAUUGCAGUUGUUCGUCAAAUAUAGGCCGAAUUGGAGGCCGGCAACUCAUUUCCGUGGGCUCCAUAGGAACAGAAUUUUCAGACAGGUCGUGCAUGACUCCUACGCCGUAUGGCAGCAACGUGACAAUCACGUGCACGAAGGGCAACAUCCUACACGAAAUUGGGCAUGCGCUAGGAUACUAUCACGAACACAACCGACCUGAUCGUGAUGAAUAUCUGACGGUGGUCUGGAAAAACGUAAUUCCUGGUAAUAAAACAUUCACAACCUACCUUAGAUGGUACACGUCUGACAUAACCUCCUUCACGACUCAAAGUUUAGAAUAAUUAUGAUAAUAGGACAUUUAAUACCGGGAGGUAGAAACAAACUUCAUGAGUUCCACCGUAAGACAUACAUACACCUUGCAUGCUUGUGAUAUUAUUAGCUUUCAAGGGCAUCAGGGAGGGCUAUGGCUAUCGUCACAUCUUGAAACUAUACUAAACUGAGUGCCGCCUGAACUGCUGGGGAAGAACAAAUCAAGUUAAAUAUAACUGAAAAUAUAAAAAAAUCUUUUCCCCCGUCUUUUAUUAAUACACUUGUCGAUGAUACAAUAACGACUGUGCAACAAUCUUUACUGAAUUAUUGAUACAAAUACGCCGAAAAAAGCAGAAAAAACUAAAGUAAGGGUGCUUGCCGAUAAAGACAGGACAGUCACUUAGAACUCUUAGAUUCUUUUCUUGUUAAUAAAUUCGGAUUGAAAUAAAAUUGUUGCUUCUCGAUCUGUCUCCAGGAUGCAAAGUCCAUUUCCAAAAGGAGGGAUUUACAACGAUUGAUUCACGUGACAUGCCGUACGACUACAAUUCUGUGAUGCAUUAUGGAUCAUUCUUCUUUUCUCAAGAAAGGGGAUUGAGAACGUUACUUGCAAGGAUGAAAGGAGUACGAAUUGGACAAAGAGAAAAGCUCAGUGCUCUGGAUGCGCAGAGAGGAAGGUUGCUUUAUCAGUGCACAUUGAUGGCAUUAGAUGACUCCAAUAAAUUGACUGAAGAGGAACAGAAUUUAACUGUGUAGAAUAUCAAACGUAAACACUUUUCAAAACAUAAAGUUAGGAUAUUUUGUUAAAUAAAUUAAAGUGUUCUUAUAAUUCCAACGUUGUGUCAGAACGGGUAUUAAUGAUCAGAGCUGAACUCAGUGCCCCAAACUAUGCCCGGCAAUUUUGUUUGCAGCCAUUUGGGGGAGGGGUGGGGGAAGGGAGUAGCGGGGCCUUGGUGGGAGAGAAAGAAAGUUUGAGCCCCCUAUGCACGCCCCCCAAAAAUUCUAUACAGCCGGUGUUCAGAAAAAAUUGAUCCAGCUUGGACUGAAGUUUCAAUCAAAAAUAUGAACGCUCUGCAACGACAUCAUGUGCGAAACUGUCGGUGGCCAGCCGCCUGCAGUCAAGAGUUCUCAUCCGUUACCAAGCACCUGCCUGUGGGGCGUUGAAUUUGCCUGUUUCUACACGCUCUAGUGAAGAAGGGCCUUUUCAGAUGAUCAUGUAUGUGGCGGAAAAAUCCUAAAAGAAGCAUUUCUUUUAACUUCACAUUUGACGAAGGCUAUUACUUCAGAUUACCGUCAGGUGGUAAUAUCUUUUUUUUUUUUUCUCUUAAAAAUAGGUUACAUUACUUCCUUCUGCUUUAUGUAAUAGCCUGCUCCUAGACCAAAUAUAAUUAAAAUAUUUGGGUUAGGCGCUUUCAAAAUUAUGUUAAUCAUAAUCAAUCAGUCGCAAUCAAGUGCAUGUUCAUUCUAAUAACAACCGAUUGCAGAUUAUUAUUAUUAGUAUUAUUACUUAUUCGCAGUUAUUAAUAACAAUUCCGUUGUCGGACCAGUAGGUAAACCAUUGCUUUAGUAUCAAACUUUUCCCUUGUCAUUUUCUUUGACGAUCCUUGACCCUAAAUAGAAAUCUGUCCAAAACAGUUACUGGUGGCGCAGCAAGUUCAAUUGUUUUUGACUGUUUUCAAUUCACAUUGGAACGCGGUUAUUUGGUCUCAGCUAAUUUUAAGGUCGUAAGGCCAGGAGAAGCAGGUACAAAAGAUUGGGCAAAACUAAUGCUUAUAAAAAGUAAAUUUACUUGUAGUGGAUUUCACCGGGAACGACCAUGUCAAUAAUUGGCCCCUGACAAUGCAGCCUAUGGUAGUCAUUCUAUUAGUAUCGGGGAUAUGCGGAAGAGUUACAUGAAGUCCGAAGAGUGACCGACAUCAAUUUUCUCCUAGAAAUAUCACCACAUAAUCUAAAGAAUGAAGUUUGUGAGAACUGAUAAAAUGAUAAACAAAGGGAAAACGUUUUGAUCUUUUAUCAAAUUCUCUCAUACUGAAUUCUUUGGAGAAAAUGAGUGGAGAUUUAUUCUUGUAUCAUGUACAGUGGAACCUCGGUAUAACGAACCUCUAUUAAGGGCGGAGUCUUCAAUCGGAUGAUAAUGAACGAUUUUUUUUUACCCCAGUAAUAGAGAAAAAUAUGAAAAAGAACCUCGAUAUAUUAACGAAACCUCUCGUUAUGCGAACAAAUUUUGCCAGUCCCUUGGCCCUUCAUCCAGAGUUCACAGUAUUUUGGAUCUUAAAUGUUUAGACAGCAAUGCAUUGCCACAUCUCAGAUGGGCAGGACAGCCACUCGAUAUCCUAUGACUGCUUCGUUAACACUUAGAAUUAUUGACCACUGGAAUAUUUUGAAAAUAGUGGAAAGCGUACCCAAUGAAGUGUACUUAGAAAAUUGGGGAGCUUAAGAAACGUCGACAAGCCUAAAUAAAAGCUAAGGUUGCUUGAAAUGGCUCAGUAGCACUGAGCAUUAGGAUAUCGCGGUCAAUCAAUAAAGAUGGCAUUGUCAAUGCAAGGCAUGCGAACUUGAAUAAGAAUUCUGUAGACUUGUAGUCAGACAAGAUGAAAUGCAGAAGAUAAAUUUGACGUUGUGGUCACUUUUCUUCUCCAACCUUUCGCUGACACAUUUUAUUGCGCUCAACCAGGAAACAUAGAAGUUCACAGAGAAGGAUGAAAUGUUUUGGUGUGUCUGCAAUUUUGGUUAUUCAAUUCUUCCUGCUAAGUAACGGUAAGUAUUACUAAUUUGCAUUAUGGAUGAGGUUUCUGUGAUAUCCAGAAUCAUGAAUUAAGGUUGAGGUAAGUAAUAAACGUACCUAUCAGACCUUGAUCAUUCCUGAUAAACACAAAAACCGAAUCUGACAAUUGUUUUAUAUGCACUGUUUUGAGGAGAAUAACGACAAACAGCACAAACACGUAGUCGUACGGUCCAAACAGUUUGACAAAGUGCUCUUGGAAACCAUGUAUUGCGCGCGCAACCAGCAGAUAACUAACUAAUUUGUAGCUUGCGCUGAUUUCCAAAAAUCAUUGUAGUCUCUUGGCCGAUGAGAAUACAAAUAUUGAGUACAACUUAUGAUGAUGGAAAUUAUUGGAUGUGGCCGAGUAUCUUAGUACUUAUGAAGAAAUAUGAAGAUCGAGGAGGGUUUUACCGGCCAGGCCACGUAACCAAGCUUGCCGGUUGAUGUUUGCCGAUAUCAAUACCAUUGACGACAUUCGUAUAAAUACCCAAAAAGAGGGACUCAAGGAGCGGUGGCUCAGCUCAGUUUUUUGGCUGUGUGGAGCUGGAGCUCAACUUACAAUCAUCGGUGUGUUGCUCUGUCCUCCAUACGCGCAUGUCCUUGAUUCACUCGACCGCUGAUCUUAUAAGAGCUAAAUCAUCCGAUCGUGAAGUUAGAAUACUGAUCACACUGAUAAUAGUAUAUUUGUGGCUUUACAAAUGAUGAAAGCAAAAAGCUCAAGAUUUUUACGUAUUACGUAAAUUGUUAAACUUUAUAACUCAUUGAUAUAUUUUACUUUUGUUCUUGUUAUUAUGAUCAGUCGUAACUGGUGCUAACAUAACGAGCAAUUUCACUGGGCUGGAUGUAAAUAUAGACCCAACAUCCUUGAAAACGUACGAAGACGAAGUGGAAGGUAAUGACAGAAAGCUUUUUACUUUAGAAUAAAAGACCAAAAAGUGAAAGUGACUACUCUGCCCAUUAACUGGGAUCUAUAAAUUUUCCUGUCAUUGGCAAGCGAUCUUAGAUAGGGAUUUCGGGAUGCGGGACUUCCCUCAUUUGAAGGCCGGGAGUAGGAAUUUUAAAGCAAAAUGGGGAAGAGAUUCGGGAUUGACAAAAACGAUCAUCGGGAUUACGGGGUGGCACAAAAUUGAGUCGGGACGACGGCAUUAAAUAACCCUAUUGGGGACCUUCAUCUAAGCUACAACCAGUUGCAAAAGUACUUGAGACACUGUACCGUAUUUUUGCUUAAACGGCUGGUCCAUGAUCUUCUGCUUUUGACCCCUCUUCACCCCUUAUCAAAGUUGCUAGUAAUACAAGACUUGGAGCAACGACUUGAGUGGAAGGGAGGUCAGUAUUACAUCUCACAGACCUGUGACUAGCAGCGAUUUGAAGUAAGAAACGUCGUUUGUUUAUUGGAGUGUAGGAACAUUUUUGAAACUAGUUGUAGCUUUAAAACUGAAAUGCAAAGUGAGCGUAAGAAAAACAGCCUUGGCUUUUUUUAAAAGUAAUUCGAAUUCUACUAAAAACUGUUAAAAACUGUUUUGACAUUUCAGUAAAUAAGCCAAGUACUGCGUUUUCGAUUCCAUAUAACAAUCACAUUUAAUUUUGCCACUUGAGGAUAGAUUUAACAAUGACACUUCUUUUUUUUAGCAACUUAUGGUGAAUUAAAUCUGGGAAUGAAUUACUUCGAAGGUGAUAUUUUACUCACUCAACAACAGAAAGAUUUGAUCAACGCGUCAAAAAAUGCAAGUAACAUUCAAGCGAGAGAUCUUGUAAGAGAUACCUCGAAAUUAUGGAUUGAUGCUGUCGUACCUUAUUUACUUGCCGACGACCUCAGUAAGUUUGUUCAACAAUUUACGCUCGCUAAAUUUGGCUAGAAAGACGCAAGAACCUGUAGCACUGCGUGAAAUACAUAUAAAUUAAGACGUUUUCCAUCAAACUGGACAUAGAGCGGUUUUGAAUUUAGUGUUUUACUGAAAACCAAAACCUAAUCAUUAUUACAAAAUCAAAUAACUCUAAUUAGCUUGAAGCAAACACCUGUAGCCGGCCCAAUCUUCUCUUUCGUAUGAGUCUCUGUUAAAAGGAAAGAAUUGAAAUCCGCGAGCAAGAAUUUGUGCCCAGGCCUUUUGUAUGCUAAGCUCUCUCCCUUACCACUACACACACACUGAUUCAUCAAAAUGUCUAAAAAAUUAAGUUUACGAAUUAUAAUUAACUCUCUUUACAUAAGACUAUUUAUAAAUGUACCCCCUUUUUGCUUUGUUUUACCUCAAACAAAAGCAUAUCUUAACGCCUACCAUGAGUUCAGACUUUGAGCCAAUCAAACUGCGACCAAAGAAAUCACGAAAUUCUUACUUUCGACUCUAAAUUCAAAUUACCUUAUACUUUUGCAUGCGGUUGCAGAUUUGGAAAGUCGUGGUUACAUUGACUCAGCAAUAAGUGAGUGGAGUGGAAAAACUUGUCUUCAGUUCAGGGAAAAAACUUAUGACGACGAAGAUUACAUAGAGUUUGUCUACGAAGUAGGGUACGUACAUUGCUCGGCGCUUAAACGAAAUCAGCUCACAUUUUUUUCCGCAUCGGAAUUAAAUUGGUCGUAUUCGCCAUACCUGUAUUUCAUACUCGGUAUUCCGUCGAUUCCUAUGCAAGACACAAUGUGUUGAUCCACGUGUUGUGUGAAUAAUUUUCACUCCAAAGGACCCAUCUAGGGUUGAAUUUAAUCAAAUAAAGCGUGAAAUUGGCUAUGCCGGAACGCAUUUUUUGAUCUCAUUAGAUGUGUUUUUGGUCAUGUCUAUAGCAGAUAUUUUUUCAUUUUCAGAAUUUUCCCAACUAUGAAGCUACUGUUGUAAUGCUGUCGGUUUCUUUUAGAUGUUCUUCCUAUGUGGGACGUAUCGGAGGCAGACAAACAAUUUCAGUAGGAAACGCAGAUGGUAGCAUUAUAUGUAGACACGGUAAUAUAGUUCACGAAAUUGCGCAUUCCGUGGGUUUCUUCCAUGAACACAGCCGACCCGACCGUGAUGACUAUGUCAACGUUCACUGGGACAAUGUUGAAAGCGGUUGGUAUUGAACCUCCAUAGUCGUAUAAAAGUGAAGAGCGUUUCGAUUUCCUUUACUUUGAUUUUUUCCCUUUGAAUUGCAUUAUCCUUUUAGAGAACGUUUACUUUCAGCUCAGCUUCGAAUUCUGAAACUCCUUCCAGAAAAUCAUCAAUUUUGUUGAAAUACUAUCACUUGAUUCGUUGCCAAUAUGACUAGACUGACAACUUCGCAAAACUAUAGUGAGUUACGUUGCUCUACCCUUGAAUUCUAGCAAAUAUCCUUAAAUAUCGAUACUUUGUUUUGACAAAUGAACCUGGAAGCCUUCCAAGGGAUAUAUAUAUUUUUUAUAUAUGCUUGCUUUCGCUCUCAGGAUACGAAAAAAACUUCCACAAGGAAACUUUGGACACUGUAGACUCUCGCGAUGUUGGGUACGAUUAUGAUUCUGUUAUGCACUAUGGCGAAUUUUUCUUCACAAGGGAGCCAGGAUUGAGGACCUUAGAGCCUUUGGACCCCAGUGCAUCUAUUGGGCAGCGAAUUGGCCUUAGUGAGAAGGACGUUGAACAAGGAAACCUAUUGUACGACUGCACAGGUAUUGUUAAGCAUUGCAAACCAGAGACUGAGCUGUAGAUUCCCAGCUCCAAAGUUUUAAUAGCAUGUUCACACUUGGUACCUGAGCAGUAGUACCUUUCCACCGGCACGAAGACGAAUCAGUGCUGCGUUUAGACUCUACCCAAUAUGUUAUGUAUUGCUCAUGCACACAUUUUGCUCAUUUUGCCCCGUCAGACACCACCUAAAAACGAGAUCUUCGUUCUGAGCCGUCUGUGGGAAUAUUAGCAAAGCGCGGUGUGGCGUGCGGCCCCAUAGGGCAAGAAUACUACCAACGUAUCUAAAAAAGGCGACUAAAACGGUUAUACUGAAGGUACAGAAACAACAACAACAACUUUAUUUAUUAUAGCAUGAAUUAACGUUCUUUUCAUCGCAAAUAAACCUGUGGUUCCGACAACCACCUCGGAACAUGUGUCUCGCUGACUGUAGCUUGUAGCAACGUCUUGCAAAGAGUAACAGCGUUCGGGGAAACUCUAGCCAACCGUCUGAUGGCUCUACAUUCCAAGGAAAUCACCGUUCUGUGAGAAAUUCACAGCCUAUCUGGGUGCGAUUGCGCAGAACACACUUCUCCACGUACAACAUUUGGACCCUCUACCAAACCGGGAAGCUGCUGGUUCAGCUGUUUCGUGGGCCCAAAACAACAAAGUAAAGCGUUUUAUAAUGCUGAAAUGACGAUCGCCAGUUCAUGUCCAUCUACUCUCCUGCCUCCAAAUCUGGGAUUGGUGUAGUUGGGCCAAUGAUCCGUAAGAAGCUCUAACAUCCACGCAGGGCAAAAAUCCGAAAAUCCGAAAGUCUACAUCGAAGGCAACUCGCUCCUGGUCUCUUGCGUCCUCUACGCCCCUAUCUAAUUAUGUUCCUUACCAUAGUGAUAAAGAAGCCCUCUUUAACGACCUCCACGAAUGCCUCUCUAAGGUACAACGUCACUCCGUUGCCGUCGUACCUGGUGAUUUUAAUGGUCGUACUGGUCAAGACAGGCAUUCACCAACGAAAAAGCAAAAGGCUCUUCGAACUUUGCAUCCAACCACGGGUGGGGACCUACAAUCUCUCUUUCCCCACAUUUUAAGGCGACAAUGAACCUUGGUAGGGGAAUAUAGCGGCGUCGGGGCUCAACGCGACCAGAACUUCAUAUACUCAAAAUGAGUCACGACAGUUACCAACUGCCACGCCUAGAGCACCCCUGAAUUGCACUGUGCAUGAACAUCGCAUUCUUACAGCUGGAUGUUCGAGCUGCAAUUUCGCUCCUCAGUGGAAACGCCUUCCCUUCGACAGUACUGCAAGCUAACCUUCCUGUAGCAGUCACUAUUAUGCCCACUCCCUUUCGAAAGAAGACGAUCAAGUGCUUUACUGUCUAAAGCGGUACUACAACGAUGACGCGCGUUCGGUCAAGGAAUCUUCAAAGCCGAAGAGGAGAACGAUCGUAGUUACAUUGCCUCUGGGAGGGCGGAAUUGGAAUAAGCAGACCGUAUGGAUGCCAUCCCCCGUCUCACCUUCACCCAAAAGUUACGGGGAACAACAUUGGAGAGAUGCCGGCCAAAGCCCUCUCUCGUGAAUACCCAGGAAAUACGUUCCUGUAUGAAGCUGGUUCUUUCAUACAGGAGCGUUUAGCUUGGAAAUGCAUGAAGGUCGAUUGUUGCCAGCAUUGCUGGAAACCCCCAUGAGCUGGUAACUAGCGCAAAUGGACUAGUCGGUAAAGGUCCUUGGAAUUAACCGAAAACUCGUGCAUACCGGCAAACAAGGCUUGUACCCUCUUCAGAGCCCGAGUAGAGAAUGUCUGCGCCCGGUGCACAAAUGUUUCGAAUUCUGGCGUGAGAACUUGAGACUGAAUAGCCUGCGAGCAGGCUUUAAGGAGUAUUAUUUCCCGAGAAAUAUACAGUGAAAGACCAUAUUUCUAAUACUAAACUAGGAAAAGGCGAUCAUUGUUACAUCAAAACACGGCACAAGGAUCUUUUUUCCCAUUAAAAUCUUAUUUUGAGAAAACUUUUAGAAAAAAUGUCCCGAAAAGCGUUCGAAAAUACAAACGAAAUGUGCUCAUGCCCCCUGGGCAUCCUAUAAUACUCCUGAAACCGGAUUAAUUCAAUAUGGCCGCCGUAUCGGUAAAAAGGUCCAUUCGGGAAAAAUAUUUUGGCGGUGAAGCCGACUUCUCCUCGUGUGAUGGCCAAAAUUUUUCCACGAGCUCGCAAAAAUGAACGUGCUCGCAGGCUAGAGACUGAAAGAGUUUACAUGUUAUUGUACUCGGUGUGAAAAAAACCAAACCAAAACCUGAUUGAAUUAGUUAAUCUCACCUGCGCGCUAGAUUAAUUGCGCGCCUGGCCUCCGAGGCUGCAUCCAGAGAAAUGGACAAAUUUGUCUACUUUGUAGCUUAUUUUUGUCAGUGUUCCGGCUUAAUUAAGUAUGGGGAGAGAGAAUAACACUAUUGCGGCUAGGGCUUUUUUGAUUUUUGGCACCUCUAAUAGUCAAAGCCUACAAUAUUAAUGAGGUGGGCUUUGUAGAGGCUGUGGGUUUAUAUGAAGCUAGGGGGAAAGGCUUUUCAGAUUGCUGAUCACGCACAUAUCAAAUUAUUAUAAAGUGCGAUAAAUCUUUGAGCAGUGUGGAAUUUCUUUGUAUUUGUUGAUUAAUUAUUGAGAGACGAUCAGAGUCAGUGUAACGGUGCCUAAACCAACUAUCAACUGACUCUUCUCUCAGUGAUCUGAAAUUUUAUUUAAUAGAUUACUAUGACGAUGACGUAAAACCACAAAACAAGACAGGACAAGGAUCUUCUCCCAAGAAAGUGUGGGAUAGACCUCUCCGUGAUCACGAAAUCAAGGUUCUUAGGAAAAGCAAAGUACUAAAACAAAGCCACAAGCCCUACAGCAGUGAACAUUUCAGCCAUAAAGGAAACAGAAGUCAUCUACAGAAUAAACACACAAAAGUCCACGCGAAAGGAGAGAAACGUAAACAUUCCUGA
Messenger RNA from Porites evermanni, 11091 nucleotides. The record is from the annotation of a GenBank genome assembly. Lineage: Eukaryota; Metazoa; Cnidaria; Anthozoa; Scleractinia; Poritidae.